GCUGCUCCAGGCAGCAGGAGCCUAACCACUCCCUGUAUUAAUUAAUACCCAUGAAAAACCGAGACUAAAACCCUUUGGGUUGUCAAAGGAAGCGGGGAAUUGAACGGUCCCCAUCACCUGCUCCUCACACCUGGGUUUGAGAAUGUGGCUGGGGGCGGGUGUGGGAUAGGCAAGGGGAGGCAUAACUCGUUAUUCCCUCCCUAUGUACUCAAUUUACCCACAUUGGGCACACCAUCGUAUUUUCUACUUGUUUCUACCCGCGUCUUUUUUGUUUAAUCUCUUCUCGCUGCUUCCCACAGCAGGGUGGGCUAUCACAGACGCGAUGGGACGAAUGGCCCCCUGCCUGAAGUCUGGUUGCAGUCUGCAGGGCUGUGAAGGGUGACCAAUUCUGUCUUGCGACAUGCCACCUCUACCCUCUGUGACCUUCACAGCACUCAGGGGAACAUCCCCAUCAGGAGGAGACCACUCGGCCCCUCCAUCCUGCUCUGCCACUCAGUGAGAUCAUGGCUGGAUGAUUACCCCACAUUUCCGCUUCCCCCACCCCAUCAUUCACCGAUAAUCUGCCUCCCUUUAAAAAAAAAAUGCACAGGGGGACUUGUGGCGGCUGCUCUGUUUCAGAGGCUGGCUGGGUACCUAGAGCUCCUGACAGGGAGAUUUCCACCUUUUGUUUUCAAUUGCCCCCCAGAAUGAAGUGAAUGCUGGACCUGAGACGGGAGCGUAGCCAGUCAAAAAGCGGUCUUGUUUGCAGUCAAUCCUGCCUUCAACUUUCAUGAUAUUUUGGAAGCAGCCUCGGUGCCAGCUGAUGUUGCAACUUUGACAGGAGAGGCAGCGAUUACUGAAAAGGUGUAGCUGUACAAUGAGGGUGGAGGGGCUUGGGAUGGGUUGCCGAAGGGGGGCUGGCACCAGAGGGCUUUUUUCACUGGCAGGAGGAUUGGCAUCUGGAGCAGCCAAAAGAAUGAAUGGGAUCAUGAGCGAUGUUGUCAUGCGUUGGAAUGCAAUAACUCAAAAAGACAAUAGAAACAGGUUCAACAUCAGAUUUCCAAAGGGCUAUGUGAAGGAUGAUUGGGCAUGGGAAGAACACCAGCAGGAAGGAAUUGGGCAAGAUUCUGGAAGAGUGCGCAGCUCUUUUCUCAACGUUCAGACACGGAACAAGAGUCAGCCCCUUAAGCCUGCUCCACCAUUCAAUAAGAUCACACCUGAUCAGAUUUUGGCAUCAUCUCUACAUUCCUGCACAUCCUCAAUAAUCUUUCACUCCCUUGGCAAUCAAAACAGUGCCUUAAAAAUAUUUAAAGAUUCUGCAUCCACUGCCUUUUGAGGAAGGGAAUUGCAAAACACCCCUUAGCCCUCGCAGAGGGGGGAAAAAAAAACUUCUGCCUGCAAUGGGUGACCCUGUAUAUUUAAACUAUGACCCCGAAUUCUCGAUUCUCCCACAAGGGGAAUCCUCCUCUCCACAUCCACCUAGUCAAGUCCCCUCAAGAUGUUGUAUGCUUCAUUGCAGUCAAGUCUGACUGUUCAGAACUCCAGGGGAUAUAGGCCUAGCCUGUCUAAUCUUUCCGCAAGAGGCAAUCUCUUAUUCCAGGUAUGAGUCUGGAAAACCUCUGACUUGCCUCCACAACAUUAACAUGGGUGUGUAAAUACGGUGACCUGCACUGGACGCAGGACUCCAGAUGUAGUCUCACCUGUGCCCUGUGCAACUGAAGCCUGACCUGCCGACUGUUGCAUAAAACAUAAUAUUCUAUCAGCUUUCCUGAUUACUUGUACCUGCACACGAGCCUACUUUGAUAUGGAACUGCAAGGAUAGAGUGUGCAUUUGUAUUGACUGCUGAGUCUGUGUUUGAAUUGUUGUGGAGGGGCAAUUCCAGGUUCUUGACGCACCAGCACCUGAGAUACGUGCGCGGUUCAUUGCGUGCUGAUGUUCCUAUUCUCCAGUCAUCGCAAUGCUCCUCAUUCUGUGAAAUAAACUGCUGCAAGAUUCUUCUGCACAGGGCUUAAAAGGCCAGCUUGUUUGGAUAUGUUCGGAUGUUAUGCUUCAGUCAUACAGGACCUUGGUGAGACUACAGUUUCAGUCCUGUUAUUUAAGGAUUGAUGAAAAUAUAUUGGAUGUGGUUCAGAGGUCGUUCACCCCAUGAAUACCAGGAACGAAUGGGUUGUCUUACGGUGAAAGGAUGGACAAGCUGGGCUUGUUUCCACUGAAGGUCAGAAGAGUGAAGGGCGACCUGUUGCUGUAAUCCUGAAUGGUCUUCACGAGAUAAAUGUGGAAAAGAUGUUUCUCCUUUUGGGUCAGCACUGAAACAUCAGGCAGCAGGAAGCUCGGGUCACCAUGCGGAAGAAUGUCGUGGUAAACUUAGUCUGUGAGGUGGCACUAAGAUUACUCCUGUUUGCAAUAUUCCUGAUUACCGAGACGAUGACUCCAUUCCACCGGAUUAUCCACCCGGAGGAAAUGUGGCUGUACAAGAAUCCCCGGAGUGAGCGGGAUACUGUUCCCACCUGGCACAUGUUUGCCAUUUCCUUCCUGACUCCAUUGAUGGUGAUUCUCCUGAUGAAGGUGCUGAAUCAAUCAGAAAACGGAGAUGUGAAGGAAGGCUGUUUGGCUGCUUCUCUGGGCCUGGUUCUGAAUGGAGUGAUCACAAACACCUUGAAACUUGUGAUUGGAAGGCCUCGUCCAGAUUAUUUCUACCGCUGCUUUCCGGAUGGAGUGGUGACAGAGGACAUGCAGUGCACCGGUGAUCCCGGCUCCGUCCUAGAGGGUCGGAAGAGCUUUCCCAGCGGUCACUCCUCCUUUGCCUUUGCCGGCCUGGGUUUCACCACGUUCUACCUGGGAGGAAAGCUGCACUGCUUCACCUCGAGGGGCCACGGGAAAGGCUGGCGGCUCUGUGUGAUGCUGAUGCCGGUCUACAUCGCAGCCAUGAUUGCUCUGUCCCGCGCCUGUGACUACAGGCACCAUUGGCAAGAUGUGGUGGCUGGCUCUCUGAUCGGACUGACCGUGGCCUAUACCAGCUACCGGCAGCAUUACCCGUCCCUCUCUGACCCCGACAGCCACAAACCGUACCCCAAGACCAAGCUGUCCACGACGCAGGAGCGGAAGCUGUCCAAUCCUACCUUCAAACUAGACGUUUAGAGAGCCAACGGUUCGGCGAAGUGGACCAGGAAACACGAACCCUCUCCUCGCCAUGUAAACUCGCUUUUCCUUUUUUUUUGGAUGGGGUGGGGGGAGCAACGUUUGCACAUAUUUAUAAUGGGACCUUCUGCAGCACUGCAUUAAGUGCGCAUAUGACUCUCUCUCUCUCUCUCUCUCCCACACACAUAAACACCCACACACACAAACACCCACACACACGCGUGCACACCCCCCCCCCCACACACACACACACACACACACACACACACACACACACACACACACACACACACAAAAUACGUGUGCAAAGCAAGGGAAUUAAAUGGACCAGCAAGACACCAGAGCAUUCAGAUUUCAUUAGUUCAUGAAGUUAAUGUGACUGAUUGUCCCCCUUUUCUUAAUUUAUAAAUGGAAGUCUUUUUCUUAAAAUUUUGCUUGAGUUUGAAAAUUCACAAAUAAAAUGCAGACCGUUCGAAGGCAGUGAUACACCAUGGUUGUAACAAGUAAGUGCAUUUCGACUUAGGGCUGGAUGCCUUUCUGAAGGUGAUGACGGUUUGAGUCUCGGAACUUGGCUGAACACCCCAACCCCACCCCCCAUUCCAAGGAGUUAACUUCAGUGCGGAAGCAAACAGCCACAGUGCUAUGCACUGUCUGAAUUCUACACUGUGCUGUGCUCACUGGGACCAGUGCCUGAAGUUCACUCCCCAGAAUAAGAUGAGUCAGUGGUGCACAAGUCCUUUGAUACAUUGCAUUGGUGGUUGCUUUAUCGGUGGAUGUGAUGUGACCAGGGGUUCAAGACAGCUUGGGGGUUAUGCGAUUGUCUGCAGUCUUAAUCAGAGUCGUUGUCAAUCCAGCCUGGGGUCCCCACGAGGUGACCUGGCCCGUUCUGAUGAAUCACCUGCAGGCCAAGUUGGGAAAGCUGAGCAGCCUUCCUUACUGAAGGGACACUAAUGACCCCAUUUGGGUCUUUCCACCAAUCUGACUACUUCUUCAUCACUUUGACUGAUGCCGGGAGUUCAGUUCCGAGUUAAUCCGAGCUAAAACGUACAAACCGUCUUUUUCCAAUUGCCAGGAAUUAGGUUCACAAGGACGUUAAAACUAGGAGCAAGAAUAGGCCAUUCAGCCCAUUGACCCUGCUCCACCAUUCAAUUCGAUCAUGGCUGACCUCAUCUCGACUUCAGUUCCAUAUUGCUGCUGCUCUCCAUGACCUUUCAACCUGUAACUCAUUAAAAAUCUGUCGGUGUGCUCCUUAAAUUUACUCAGCAUCCACUGCACGCUGGAGAAGUGAAUUCGACAGAUUGACAAACCCUUUGAGAGAUGUCAUUUCAUUUCGUUUCUGCUUUAAAUCUGCCAGCCCUCAUCCUAAAACUCAAGGUACAGCCGUCCUCUGAGCCAAACCCGAACAGCUGCCACACUUAGCCACAGCCUUUCACAACAGGUUUAUGGACAGAAUUUUCGUAAGAGUAUGAACCCAUCACUGGUGGCACUCGUUCUGGUGAAACACUCGCUCACUCUGUCACCGAGACACCACAUGGUUGUGGAGGUGGGGACAAUAUACAGUGAGGUACGGAACGGUUUAUCGUAUCAGUGUUGACAUGGUUAUGUCAGGGAGAUGCACUCCAGUUUGCCCUCUGUCGUGUUGUGCGAGGCAUUGGUCAUGUUGCUUCCUGUGGUGAAACCCAUCAGAUUCUGUCUCUCUGUAAGAUCCCAAGGAUUGGUUUUGGGAUUCUUCAGUAAGCACACCUGACCAUUCCACCCUUGCUUACUGUAGAUGGGAAUGAAUGAAUGCAGAGCCUCUCCCUGGGUUUUGCUCCCUGAUCUGACUGCUUGGCACUGCUGUGGGUAUGGAGUUGGGUGGCAUCAUGUAUUUUGUACAGAGUUUUUUGAGGUGGGUGGGGGAACAGUUCUCCCUGGGAUGGUGGUGUUAAUGUGUGACCAUGCUGGUUCCAAUGGCCGUAGACGAACCUGUUGACAUUCCAUGCUCUGCAGGAUGCUUGCCACUCUGCUGUGCCGUGUGUAGGGAAGGACUUGAGUUUGCCAUGGAGUGCCCAAAGUCCCUUUCAAUUUGGAAAGAGAGGUUGGAGGGGUGGGUGGAGAGUGGGAUUGGAUGUGACCCCCAGCCCCUGGACAGCAAGGUCCAGUUGUCUCAAAUCUGUGGACCUGGUUCAGUGCAGUAGCAGUGACUGACACUCACACAGACAUGCACACAUCUCUUCACCCCCAGCCACCCCACAAACCUGUACCAUUUCACACAAGCUGUCGUGCAGGGAUCUAUUGUUGACCCUCUUGUCAAUCGCACUCACCUCAAGCACAGAUUCUAUCAGAUCUGGAGCCUUGUGGCUAUCUGGCAGAUGGUCUGCUCCUGACACUGUGGGCUGAAAUGGUUCACCUUUGUCUCUCAACACUUUGAUCCCUGGCUGCCCAUCUGGUGGUUCUCAAAUAGCAGUCGUUUCUAGCUGCAGGAUAAAUAAUCUCAAGUGUUGUGGCAUCUCCAGCCCUGCUUUGUACAGCUCCCUUUCAUGCCAAUGUAAAUACCCAGAGAAAUAGACACGCUACCAUCUAUGUCAUCAAACAUGCUGCUGCUUUUCAAGAUUACAACUGGGCACAGUUAGAGCACAGACCCGAGGGAAAGGAAGUCUGAAGUACCACACCCUUGGGGUGUUGGUAUUUACCUCCUUACGGAAUGUGAAUUUCACUGGAAUGUGGUGGGUGGGUUGGAGGAACCAAAUGUUGUGUUUGUGAGCCCUGUCUUGUACUGUAAACAUCCAGGGGCAGACUGUGACAUGUUCUAGUCCCACGCUCUUGUGAUAUGUUCUAGUCCCACGCUCUUCACAGCAAGUAAUGUAAAGUCAAAUCCUGUGUAUUCAUGGAAAGUAUUCUGUUUGUGUGGAAAUAAAACAAAGACUGAAAGAGA
Molecule: messenger RNA, 6032 nt
Organism: Rhincodon typus (whale shark)
Lineage: Eukaryota; Metazoa; Chordata; Chondrichthyes; Orectolobiformes; Rhincodontidae
Product: phospholipid phosphatase 4-like
Exons: 8
Coding region: 2321-3118 (265 amino acids)
Biological process (GO): phospholipid metabolic process
Molecular function (GO): phosphatidate phosphatase activity
Source: RefSeq, a predicted model, not a curated record